Messenger RNA from Stylonychia lemnae, 2166 nucleotides. Lineage: Eukaryota; Ciliophora; Spirotrichea; Sporadotrichida; Oxytrichidae. The record is from the annotation of a GenBank genome assembly.
AUGAGACAUUUUGUGAGACCGACUUCUAAUAUAGCCUAUCUAAUGACAUUCAAUUCAUAUUUUUAAAUUCAGAAAGUAGGACAAUCUUAAUAGCACCUAAUUCCAUUAAAGAGAUAGGGAGUUACAAAAUUGUAUUCAAGUUAUUCUGCUAGCUAUACUUUCCCUUUCAUAAAUGGAGGUUCAAACUAUGACACUCCUGUAAUCUAAGCUUUAGACCUCCCACAUUUUAUGGCAUUUUCUUAAACUACGAAAACUUUGACUAUAAAUACUACUAAUAUUGACUAUUCUGAAAUGGAUUCAGUAAUUGGUGAAUAUCAAGUCAAAUUUUAUCUUAAUACCAACGAGAUAGCAAGUGCAUAAGAGUAUUACCCCAAUCUUAAUAUUGUGAAUAACUUCAAUAAAAACAUCAAUGUUAAGGUUAUCAUCUUGGAUUAAUCGCCUUCAAUAUAUCCUUAAGUUGAAAGCGGUGAUGAGGUACUAUAUCUAAAUUUUACUGAGCCUUAUUUGCUAGGAAAUACAAGAACACUUAGUAGAAUGCCAACUAAUUAUCAAUUGUCAAUUCCAAUAGUCUCUUAGUUAACCAAGACUUAAAUAGUUUAAGAAGCUGGUACGGCUGUAACAUCCUCUACUUCUACAGUAAUGGGAAUAUCUACCCUUCUACAAAUUCUUUAGUAAAAUUCAUAAAUUAAUUUAAAUAGAGGAGCCUCUCUUGCUUUUUUAUGGUCACUUAUUAAUGCUGUUUAGCUUUAUGAGUUUAUGCCGCUAGCCUAAGUCAAUACUCCUUUAUUUGUCCAUGAUAUGAUAGGCAGAUUUACCAUUUCAAGAUUCGACUUUAUUCCAAAAUCAACUUUCUUUGAUUUGUACUUCAACACUAAAUACUCCUAUGAUCUAAAACUAUUUGGAAUAGAAACUUAUCUCCCAGUUUAUUUCUCUUGCCUUAUAACAAUAAAAGGGGCUCUAACUAUGAACAACUUUGAAAUAGUAUCUCUAGUAUUUGCUAUUAUUUUUUGGAUAAUUUAUACUGGAUUUUUAAUUUUUUCUUGGAUAUUUCUGACAACUAAAUACAAAGAUUUACCUAAGCACAGUCCAAAGUAUCAAUAUUAUAAGAGCAGAUACAACAGUUAUUAUUCAGAAAUUAAAAUGACUAGUUUGGCUAAUAUUCUCUAUUACCCAGCAUUCUUGACUCAUAGAACAAUAAUUGCUUAUAUGCUAGUUUUUGUUACUUACAGCUUUUAUGCUUAACUCUCAAUAUUUUUAGUCUCCUAAUUAUCAAUGCUUUUGUAUUUGAUUAUAUUUCGUCCAUUUAGGCUAGCAAUCAAUAACUUCAUUGAGAUAUUCAAUGAGAGUUGUGUGCUUAUCUCAAUACCUUUCCUUUUUUUAAUCUAAUAUUACUAAAAUGAUGGUGAUUAAGUUCUUAUUUUUGGUUGGGGUUUUACCUCAAUCCUAAUUUUGAAUGUGGGUAUUAAUGUGAUUAAUGCAUUCUACUAAUCAAUUAACAAGUAAGUAAUUCUAAUAUGCAGAAAGUAUGGAAAAUGUUUCAAGAUUAAUGGUAAAGUAAACCCAUUUGUAAAGUAUUUCCAGUAAUAAACUGAAAGAGGUGGUCUGAACGAUGGAUUAGAAACUCAAGAAAGGAAUAAGAAAUAAAUUCAUUUCAUAAUUCCAAGUGAUUUAGAGGACAGCACUAAACAGUAAUUUGAAUCAACCACUUAGAUUCUUAAAAGCCAAUAAGAUAAGCCAGAAAAGAAAAAUUACAAAAAUAAUUCACUUGAAAAAUCUUUUGGAAAGGAUGGAAAAGGAAUAAAUAAACAAUAGGUCCAGACAUACUCGACUAUGAUAAGAUAUGAUAAAAAUGAUAAGUUGAAAGUGAUUGUUCAAGAUUCUUAAGAAUUAGAGAUUAAUUCAAAUCAACAUCGAUAUAGGGAAUAAAAUCCAACAGGCUAGAGCUUAAAUAAUUCGCUAAAGAAAAGCCUUGACCCUAUGAUUUUAAAUAAAGUAUCUGUCCUGAGUAACGCAGAUCAGUCCAAUUUAAAUUCAAGCAGAAGUAGUAGGUAUGGUAGGGAUAGAUUAUACAGUUUUUAAUAAUAAUACCGCUAGGAAUAAGCUGAAUUAACUUCCUAAAGAUCAGUCAAGAAAUCACCAUCAUAAAAGAAAAAGGUAAAUAACUGA